AUGUCAUCUGUCGGCGUUGCAGGUGCCCAGAUGGCCCACGUUCAUGGACCCCUCGCCAGGACUAACACGGCGCCAGUGUUCUCGACGAGAAGCGCCGGCGGCAGCAUCAGCAGCACCAACGGCCUGCCAGGCUUAGGGCAAACGAUGAGCCACAACUCUCGCUCGUCGCAGCUGUCAGGCUCGACGGCAUUCACUUCGUCGUCGACGACCUCUUUGUCCUCGAUGACAAGCUCGGCCACGCUCGUAGCACCGCAAUCAAUGGCACAGCCGAAUGGGGGCCCGGUAGUCGCAACAAACAAUAUCAUUAACCAGAGAGCCGACGCGUCCCGGUCCCUAUACCAGAUAUGUGUGAUGUUGCGGCAACGACUCGCUCAAGUACCCGGGUUCGACGAACAUUUGACGGACUCAGAUAACGAAGAUGAAGGGGAGGAGAUGGACCCCGUUUCUUCUCUGUGGAGAUGUCUGCGGAAAGGGACUCCGUUGUUGACGAUAUACAACUCUCUUCAACCCCCGGAACCCCUACGGCUUGACGAAAAGAUUGCAGCAGACCCAAGAAAAGUGCCCAAAGGCGCCGCGUUCAAAUUCGUUAAAGCGUGCUUAGAAGGAGAUCUACAACUGCAACCUGGCGAGUGCUUUUCACUUCAAGACCUUUUUGGUGACGACACUACGGGUUUCGUGAAAGUCACCCAAAUCAUAAACAUCGUCCUCGAUGCUGCAGAGCAGCGUGGCCUACUCAUGACUUCUGAGAAAGGUGAUGCAGCUCCCGCAGCCAUGCCGGGAGGGAAAAUGAGCUACCGAGACCACGUCGUUCGAGAACUGGUGGACACCGAACGCAAAUAUGUCCAGGAUCUCGAGAACCUACACGAGCUGAAGAAAUCGAUUGAGCAGAAAGGGGUGAUUCCUGGAGAUGUGGUACACGACAUAUUCCUUAACAUCAACGCAAUACUAGAUUUCCAACGCAGGUUCCUCAUCAAAAUCGAAACGACGAACUCUCAACCUGAAAGUAUGCAACAGUGGGGGAAACCAUUCACGGACUACGAAGAGGCCUUUGGCAUCUACCAGCCCUUCAUUGCAAACCAGCGGAAAGCAGCCGCGAUUGCGAUGCGGCAGUUCGACAAGAUUUCAUUGGCAGAACAUCCAGUUGUUGUGGACUUCAAUACUUUAGACGGAUUUCUCCUCAAACCUAUGCAGCGUCUCGUCAAGUAUCCCUUGUUGCUGAAGGAUUUGCGUGAUAAGACCGGUGCUGAUGAGCAGACGAAGGAGGAUUUGACCCGUGGAAUUGAAGCCGCCAAUCGAGUCCUGACGCAAGCGAAUGCAGCAGUCGAUCGAGAAUUACGAAGUGAAGCCCUGGAAGAUCUCUGCGUGCGCGUGGAUGAUUGGAAGAAUCACCAAGUUGAUAACUUCGGGGAAUUGCUGCUACACGGGCAUUUCCCAGUUGUUACAGGCAAGAGCGAUGUGCAGAAAGAAUAUACUAUAUAUCUCUUUGAAAAGAUCCUACUCUGUUGCAAGGAAGUCAACCCGAACAAGUCCAAAGACAAGCUUAUGGGAGCUCAAAAAGACAAGAAAGACAAGAAGGAUAAGAACAAGACCAAGGAGCCGAACAAGAAUGCAAAACUCCAGCUCAAAGGUCGGAUCUUCAUGACCAAUGUUACAGAAGUCUUGUCUCUCGCGAAGCAAGGUUCCUACACGGUUCAAAUCUUCUGGAAAGGCGACCCUGGGGUUGAGAAUUUUAUCAUCAGGUUUUCGAACGAGGAAACGAUGAAGAAAUGGUACGCGGGAGUCGAUGGACAGCGAAAAGAGUAUGCCACCUCUUUGACAAUGGGUAGCAGUCCAGAUGGCGCACCUGCAGAUUUUGCUUGGAUGCGCGAUCAGACCGCCCCAAUACCAAAUCCUUAUGCCGAGAAGGAGGAUGAUGACGAGGAUGAUGAUUUACCCCAACAUAACUAUCCACCACAACCAUCACAGCCGAACUCCACAUAUCCGGGACCUGGCAUGACGCGCAAUCCGUCCAGUACAAGCCUCCGUUCAAGGUCCACGACUGGCGAAAGCACGCAGUCCCUAGCUGGAAUUGCCAGAGCACCUCCGCCAAGGUUUCCAAUGGGAAUGCAAAAUCAAGCCCUCAGCCUGCAGACUAAUAUAUCUUCUCAGAUGCCUUCACCUAGUCAACGAGGAGGGGAUUCGUACUUCUCCCCUGUUGCGGAGUCUCCUGUAUCAUUGCGAACGAGUACGACAUCAUCAAUGUUCCCAUUCCCUCGGCAAGGUACACCACAGAGUGGUUGGGAGGAGCACAAUCGAUACACAGCACCAGCAAUGGCCCGUGCGCCAUCCCGAGGUAGCCAGAAUGCAGCAGAUGCCUAUCAGGUGAAUGGCCGAAAUCCACAAAGGCCUUCACUUCCAGCCAUGGGACUGCAGUCAUCACAGGCGAGUGUAGCACAACAACGAAGCCGAUCUUACAGUACUCCUGACGUCAACGCUCAGAACGGAGGCAGGCGGCUCCCAAACGGUACCAUGAGCGGCCAGGUACCAGCAGUUCCGGGAAUUCCACCGCACUUGCAUCCAGCGUAUGAUGGAGGCAUUGCUCGUUCUGCAAACAACUCCCCAAAUGGACUCCCGAUGAGGUCCAAUACUCAAUCACCUGGAACUCAACGAGAACGAUUGGCACAAUCAAGCCAGUACCCGAACGGAGCACAAUAUAGCAGGGGUAACACGACUCAACCGCCGAUAACCUCAGUUGAUGGUCGGACAAUGUCUCCUCCGCUUGCCACCUCGAUGUCCGGAGACGACGGUAUGGCACUCCCAACGCAGCUGAAAGUUAAAGUAAAUUGUGAUGGCAACUACGUCACCCUCGUUGUGGCAUUCAAUAUUACCUAUCAAUCACUCAUUGAUCGAAUUGAUGCCAAAGUUGGACGGUUUUCAAACAACGCCAUCGCUCGAGGAACGAUGAGGUUGAGGUACCGCGAUGAGGAUGGAGAUUUUGUUACCAUUGAGUCGGAUGACGAUAUUCAAAUCGCCUUCCAGGAGUGGCGAGAGUCGCAAAAGCUGCAAUACCACACCGGACAACUUGGUGAGAUUGAGCUCUUCUGCCUUAGCGUCGACAAUUAG
Hyaloscypha bicolor E is the source of this 3102-nucleotide messenger RNA. RefSeq lists its product as uncharacterized. Gene Ontology annotation, molecular function: protein binding; guanyl-nucleotide exchange factor activity. The transcript is spliced from 5 exons. Bases 1 to 3102 code for a protein of 1033 amino acids. Gene Ontology annotation, cellular component: mating projection tip; nucleus; cytoplasm. The record is from RefSeq and is a predicted model, not a curated record. Gene Ontology annotation, biological process: establishment of cell polarity; septin ring organization; intracellular signal transduction. NCBI's taxonomy places the organism in Eukaryota, Fungi, Ascomycota, Leotiomycetes, Helotiales, Hyaloscyphaceae.